This is a messenger RNA of Arachis ipaensis, 4768 nucleotides long. The record is from RefSeq and is a predicted model, not a curated record. Lineage: Eukaryota; Viridiplantae; Streptophyta; Magnoliopsida; Fabales; Fabaceae.
UGAGAUUCACUCAAAUAAUUAUAACCUAAUCAGUCAUAAUCCCAUUUUCCUUUCCCCUCCCAAUCGGCGCUCCCCCUUACUGCCUUACUCGCUCUCUUCACGGUCACCGACCAUUACUGCCCAUCAUCUGUGUUGUGUUGUUGGCGUCGUUGGAAUCGUCGCUUACCUCACUGCCUCUCCUCAGUUGCCAGAAUCGAAGCCCACUUCACUUCCUCUGCUCACUUCCCUGAUUCUCCAUCGCGUGUGUUCCUCGUUGGCACCAUGUCGAUUCUUAUCUUCUCCGUUGCCUGUGUUCCUUGAUGAAAGUCCAACCGGCGGAGACAGCGGCAUCUCCCUCGCACCGGCGUCCCUGCCUUUCUCUCCCUCACGUCUCUCUCUCCCUCAAAACUCGGAUAGAAGUCUAACCAAGAGCCCAGAAAGCACCGGAAUCACCGGCGGCGACGACGACUCGGCUCUCCCUCUCACGUAGCUUUCUCUCUCGUAGCGCAACGCAGAGCCCAGAAAGCACCGGCGGCGACAAGGCGGCAAGGCGAAGGCGUCUCCCUCUUUCACAGCCCUCCCUCUCGUCCUUGGCUCUCUCUCCCUCACAGCUGCGAAGGCGGCAAGGCGCGCUCGUCUCUCCUCUCUCAGUUCUGCGGACGGCUGUGAGGUGCUCCUGUUCUCUGCCGGAAAGGUCCUUGUCUGAAAAGUUGAGAGUGACCAAGACCCAGAAAGGCUACUAGAAUUGUAGGCUGAACAUCUUGGUUCUUUCGCAUUCACCCAACUUCUUCCCUCAUUAUUGGGUUGAUUUGGUGAGCAACUUCAUUUAUUGAUUGUGGCUAAUGAAAGAGGGUGUUCCAGCAUUGCAUUUGCAUCACAAGGUAGCUCUUCUCUUGGGAUCAUCAUGCAAAACCCAAUCCCACAUUUCUCAAAUUCACGCCUUUAUGCUCAAAACCGCACUCAUCAACCUUCCCUUCCCGCUCAGCAAGCUCCUCGCAGCAUCAAUCUCACACAUCCACUACGCUGCCUCCAUUUUCAAUUCUGCUCCAAACCCCAAUCUUUUCAUGUUCAACACUAUGCUCAGAGGAUAUUCCAUCAGCAACUCCCCUGCCAAGGCCUUGCCCCUUUUCAACCAACUUAGGAACCGCCCAAUUCUCAUUGACCGCUUCUCUUUCAUCACUGUCAUCAAGGCUUGUGCUAGGCUUUCCAACCUUGUCUUUGGGCGAGGCCUUCAUGGCCUUGCACUCAGGUCUGGAACUCUGCUUUUUCUUGAUUUCAGGAAUACCCUUUUGCAUUUCUACUGCGUUUCCAGGAGACUUGGAGAUGCUCACAACCUGUUUGAUGAAUUUCCCCAACGAAAUGACUUGGUCUCAUGGAACACUUUGAUGGCUGGCCACCUUCUUGCUUCUCAGCCUGAGCUGACCUUUCAUUUGUUUCGGAAGAUGCGUUGUUGCGGGGUUGAAGCGAGUGUUGCAACUGCAUUGAGUCUUUUGUCGGCAGCUGCUGAUAUGCAGAGUUUUCUUGGAGGCAAGUGUCUUCAUGGUUACUAUAUCCGACUUGGACUUAGUUCUAAUUUGAAUGUUCUUACUGCAUUGAUUGAUCUCUAUGCAAGAAUGGGUCGUAUCUUUUUGGCACAUCGAGUUUUUGAUGGUGUUGCUCAGAAGGAUGUUAUCCUAUGGAACUGCUUGAUUGGCAAGUAUGCAAGAAAUGGGCUGCUUGGAGAAGCAGUAAAAUUGCUGCAGCAAAUGAGUCUUGAAGGUUUUAAACCUAAUUCUUCUACUUUAGUUGGGUUGCUUUUGGGUUGCCCUGCUUCCGGAUCUAUGCAAGUAGUACGAUAUGUUACUAGUUUUAUGGUAGAGGAGAAACUAGAGCUGGAUACAGUUCUUGGAACAGCACUUGUUAAUGCAUAUGCCAAAUGUGGCUUUCUAGACGAGGCUACAGACAUAUUUGAGAGGAUGAAGGGUAAAGAUAUGAAAGCAUGGACAGCCAUGAUUUCAGGUCAUGGAAUUCAUGGCCAGCCGACUAAUGCUGUUAAGCUUUUCAACAGGAUGGAUAAUGAAGGGUUUAGACCAAAUGAGGUUACAUUCUUGGCAGUUCUCAGUGCUUGUAGCCAUGGAGGGCUUGUAAUUGAGGGGAUGGAAAUUUUUAAGAGCAUGGUUUGCAAAUAUGGCUUUUCACCACAAGUUGAACAUUAUGGAUCUCUCAUUGAUCUUCUAGGUCGAGCAGGGAUGCUACAUGAAGCGCACAAACUAAUUGAAAGCUUGCCUAUUAAGGGCGAUGCAACUGCAUGGCGUACAUUGCUUUCUGCUUGCCGAGUCUAUGGUGAUGUUAAAUUGGGGGAAUGUGUGAAAGAUGUGCUAAGCAGCAUUUAUACAGAGCAUCCUACAGAUUCACUCCUGAUUUCUGGCAUUUACGUUGCUGCUGGAAGAAUCUCAGAUCUAAUAAGAUUGCAAGAAUUGAAGCAAACUAAUGCUGUUACAGUUGAAACUGAUGGAGGAAAUAUGUUAAAGGAAGCUGGAGUCAGUAUAGUUGAAAUUGAUAAUCAGGGAUGAGGAUAUUGAUGGUUCAAGUAAAAUCACUGGCUCUAACUCUAUCACGCAUAGUGGUGGUCUCAAUACCUCGGGACAUGAUACAGUUUUGAUGUCAACACUCAAUUGCGCAAUAUGACAUUUCUGCAAUAUGUUUAGUUUGCAUUUCAAUCUUUCACAAUUUAAUUGGGAAUUCUAUAUCAUUUGAUAUUUUUCUUGUUCAUACUUCACAUUCUCAAAGUUAAUCAGCUGCUAUUUUGGAUUGGUAAAUUGCUUCUGGUCUUAAUCUCCCGUUACCAAUCAUUCUUUCAAGCAUUUCAUUAGUGCGCGAGUAUAUUUUAGUUAUUUUUCUAUCACUAGUGGUUACUCUAAUGAUGACAAGUUAUGAUAGUAUUGUAUUGUCUAUUUAUAUGGUAAUAUAACAUGCUGGCUCUUAUUAUAUCUAUUUAUAUUGCUUGCUGAAAAUUGAAUUUACCAUAAUUUGAUACUCACCAGCAAUCUAGGUAACAGGGCAAUCAUGUUCUGCAGAAGUCAAAUUUAUACUAGAAUUGCUUCCUCUGCAGCAUUAUGAAUUUAUAGCUUUUCUUGUUAGCUUUUCCCCCCUUUUCUAUUUUUGUUGUUGUUAUCAUGAAAUAAAAGACAGCACUGUUUGUUUGGAAACACUAAUUGCAUUUGCAUCUUGAAGGAGUUUAAAAUCGAGGUUUAAUCAAAUAGUAUUUACUUUUUGCAUAUUGAAGAUUGAUUGCUAAACUGCUAUAUAAUGAAGUUGCACCAACAUCACAAAUAUUGGCAGAGAAUGUAUGAGUUGAGACUGCCAAUAAAUUUGUUUAAAUGAAAUUAAGUCUUUUGCUCUUCUUAUUAAUUAUGUUUCUUUCCUAUAUAUUGACAUGUGUACAAAAAUGCUUACUUACUCCAUUUUAAUUAUAAAUAUACUCAUCUUAGUGCUUUAGUCUUGUCAAAAACCAAUAGAUGAAAGUAUGAAACUGAAUUUUAUUGACUUUACUUUCUUUUUCUCUAACUCCAACCAUUUACUAUAGUAAGUUUUGAACUUUUGAUGCAAAUAAGUAUUUUUUGUUCAUCUCUUGACAUGUUGCUUCCUUAUUUUGCUUCAUUGGCAGGGAUUCUUAUAUGGUCGUCUUAUUAUUAUUAAAUCUCAAAAAUACAUAAUAAUGCAAACUUGCACAGCUUCACUGGGAACAUCAUCUUCCGGUGGUAUUGCUUCAUCUGAUGAAGCCUCUGAGAGGAUCAAAUCAGGCUUCAUUCACUUCAAGAAAGAGAAAUGACGAAAACCUUGCUUUGUAUGUAAACUUGCCAAAGGACAAUCCCCCAAGAUACUUUUCUUUCUUUUUCUAAUAAUUUCAACUUUUUUUUUUUCUUUUAAUUAAUUUUUUUUCUAUUUUUGAUUUUUUGCUAAUGUCUGAUUUUGAUUUUUGAAUUUUAUUGUUUUUUUAAAGACAAGCUGAGGCGGAUGCUGGGAGGAUUGGUGUUGGUGUUACCAGCAAGGCACAGAGCAUCUUUGAUGCUUUGUCCAAAACGAUUUUCAAUCCUUCCUAUGUUGUUUUUCCUGCAUGACAUGAUUUUUAGGUGGAAACUGUGUUAGUUGAAUGCUCAAACUUUGCUACAUACUGAUGUAGUCUCGUAGACGCGAGAAUUAUGCUUCAUGUGGUUUUGGCCAUGGCCCUAUGCCGAGUUGAUACUUUGUUGCUAGUUGGUUCUUCGACACUUUAAUGGCGCAGCACGUGUUUAUAGGCAAUACAUUAGACCUUUCUAUAUGAACCCACAACUUUCGCAGCUGCCGCAGAUGCCACGAACUUCUCACAUGUGGUAUGUUCAAAGAAAGAACAUAUUCAGCAAGCAAGAUGAUGUUUUGACUGUGGCUGAGAGAUACAUGGAAGAGCAUGGACAGAAGCCUUUGAAAGACUCAUAAGCAGGGUAACAAAUAUUUGCUAUGUUGUGCACACUACAUGAUUCACAACUUUCUCACCCUUUAGCUUAGAUUUAGCACUAUCUCUGUCAAAACUCAAAGACUUCACAGGGAGGAAGACGCUUACAGUGAUCAAAUAAUGUACUAUAUGUUAUUUGUAAUAUUGCAUAUGGAGGUUGAUUGUCAAAUUCAGUUUUGGUUAUUCAAGCAUUUUGGAACAAUAGGCCACUAGAAAUUAUUGUAGUUAACGUAUCAUGUGCUAGAAUACUUGGCUUAGUUGGCUAACUUGAUUGUUUAUUUAAUUAUUAAAUAUAUUCUCAUUUUAGUUUUAUUUCAA